CGGAAGGAGGCGACAAUGUCCAUUUCUUUACUCUGUCCUGAUUGCACAAGCUACCUCGGUGCAUUUUUGUGCGCCCUCUUCUUUUUAUUUCUUCAUACAGGGAACAUAAUAGGGGACUUUUACGAAACCCUGUCGCCUUCUCGGCUUCCCCACAACCUGUCCUAUUACCAUAGCAACGUCCGGGAGUAGUCGACGGCUUGAUCCAUGCAUUGGAGUCCUUGGCCCCAGUGCACCGGCUCCGGCUUCAGCCAUGUCGGACAGGAAUACAGCGGCUGGCGGCGGUGACACAGCGAGAGGCGAACCGGCAGAAGAUGUGCUGGUUGAGGAGAACCAAAGUGGUUCCGUGUCGUUGCCCAGCCUGAUGACCCCCUCCUCAGCUCCUUGCAUGUCCUUGAGCAUGGAGAUGCCCCGGAAGCGCAAGGGCAGCUUGGACAACCAGGAUACAAAAUCUUCCUCCAUCCCUGACGCAGACGACCAAAACAGGUCAGAUGGAGAGGACCAAAGUGUCAAAAUGAAAUGUUUCAGGGAACCGCACAGCCAAAUUGAGAAGAGAAGACGGGACAAAAUGAACACUCUCAUUGACAAACUAUCAGCCAUGAUCCCUACCUGUAACCCCAUGUCUCGUAAGCUGGACAAACUCACUGUGCUCAGAAUGGCUGUGCAGCACCUCAGAUCUCUCAAAGGUUCAGCAAGUUCUUUUUCUGAAGCCAACUACAAACCGUCAUUCCUACCCGACGAGGAGCUCAAACACCUUGUCCUCAAGGCUGCAGAUGGGUUCCUGUUUGUAGUGGGCUGUGAUCGUGGGAAAAUAGUUUUUGUCUCAGAGUCCGUCACGAAGAUAUUAAAUUAUAGUCGGGCAGAGCUGAUUGGACAGAGCCUGUUUGAUUACAUACACCCAAAGGACAUGGGAAAAGUGAAGGAACAGCUGUCCGCUUCUGAAUUAUACCCUCGUGAACGGCUAAUAGAUGCUAAAACUGGUCUGCAGGUCCAGGCUGACCUCCCAGUCGGUGCAGCCCGACUGUGUUCGGGCGCACGCCGCACAUUCUUCUGCCGAAUGAAGUACAACAAAAUUUCUAUCAAGGUGGAGGAGAAGGAAUUCCAAGCCAGCACCUCCAAAAAGAAAGAGUCUCAGAAGUACUGCACGGUCCACUGUACAGGCUACAUGCGCAGCUGGCCUAACAGUCAUUCGGAAGUGGAUGGGGAUGGGGAGCCAGACAAGCAGGACAGCUCCUACUACAGCUGCCUGGUGGCGGUGGGACGCAUCCACCCCCACUCAUCUCCCCAGGUUAAUGGAGAGGUCCGAGUUAAACCCAUAGAGUUCAUCACACGCUAUGCCAUGGAUGGAAAAUUCACCUUUGUCGAUCAAAGAGCGACAACAAUUCUUGGUUAUCUUCCCCAAGAAUUGCUUGGGACAUCAUGCUAUGAGUACUUCCAUCAAGACGACUUACCACAUUUAGCUGACAGACAUCGAAAAGUGCUGCGGAGUAAAGACAAAAUAGAGACAGACUGCUAUAAGUUUAAAACAAAAUUUGGUUCCUUUGUCACUCUGCAAAGUCAGUGGUUUAGUUUUGUCAAUCCCUGGACCAAAGAAGUAGAAUACAUAGUGUCAACUAACACAGUUAUAUCGUAUUAUCCUAGUCGAACCAGUCGGUCGGAACUGUCGAGCAAUUCCAAGAAUUCAGAAGAAGAUGGCAACAAGUCCCAUCAAGUUAUACCAGGCAUCUCCACCACACCUGGAGCUAUGAUUUACGCUGGAAGCAUAGGGACCCAGAUCGCCAAUGAACUGUUGGAUUUCAACAGGAUGAACUCCUCAUCUUCCAGUGGCAGCAUCAGCCCGUUCAGUCUACCGCAGGACAAGUGUCCACAAACUCCCAAUCAAAUCAGCAAUAAUGUGCCAAAUGGAGGGGCUACAGACAUGGAGAUUCCAGGAAAGUCAAGCUCAGAGGAUGAGCCCCAAGGAGCUGCAUUCUCAGGAGGAGAAUCCCUCAUGGUGGAGAAUUCCCAGCUGGAUUUGGACAGCAUGGUUGGACCGGGCCUUAGCAGUCUUAGCAAUGACGAAGCAGCCAUGGCAGUGAUCAUGAGCCUCCUGGAGACGGACACAAACUUGGGCGAAGCUGUGGACUUUGAAGAGAUGCACUGGUCUUCAUAGAAUCUGCUCUAAUGGUGUGAUGUUGUUGCACACUGAAAAACACUCAGCCAUUAUUUUUGUGUUGACAACUGCUUAAAUGCUUACUCUUAGUUAAGAAAGCAUUCCUUUUCGUUACAGGACCUUUUUUAUUUAUUAGAAACCUUUUCCCACAUAAGCUGUGUGGUCUUCUUGUGGCUGCUCUUACAGGGAGUGGGAUCAAAGACUAUAAGGGACACCUGCUUUCCUUCUUCAGGAGGAGGAUGUGCCUCUAAAGCCUUACAGCGGCCUGUCUGCCCUGAAACGCUGUUCCUCACUGCUCUCCUUACUCAUCUACUUACUCAUCAUCUGUUUAGCUGAAGAGAACUCACAAGGUGACUUGUGUCACAAUGGUAAUGGAUUUUUUCCUUCACCUACAUUUGAACGAAGGGUGGGAGUGACAAUGCAAAAGAAAUUUGCACUGAAUUUGAUCUUUUAAUUAGGUACUGUAUGUUUUAAUUAUGCUGGGGAUGACACCUUAACAACCUGGCCAUUCUCUCUAACUCCUCAGGAUCCAAGCUGUAGGUACCCAGUGUACCACAGCAGACCACACUUCCAUAACCUCUAACUUUGAGAGUCACCUUAUGGUGUGCCUCUCAGAGAUUUUCUCUUGUCGGUAUCUGAACAUUUUUCACGGAAACAGUCCAACAGUUCCUCUCUCGUACAUUGACUUGAACAUGAUAUCUAUGUGUGGAUUUGGUAUGGUUGCAAACACCAUGUCUUCAAGCCAUAUCUGUCUUAAAGGGAUAGUUCGCCUAGGAAGAAUAUUUUUGUUUUUUAGUAUAUACUUCUAUGGACAUUUAGUACAAAAAUAUUGGCUGCCCUGAAAUUUAAUGUGCCCUGGCUCUAAUCAUUUAACAUUCCUUGGCAGUAAUGGUCCACCUACAUUUGUUGGAGAGCAGCCAGUUUUUGAUGGUUGACCAUUUGUGAACUGCUUUGGAUUUAUGAGCAUGACGGUACUACCUCAUGCUAAGUGAAACGCCAUUUUAGAGGUGCUGAAAUUAAGUUUUGGUAGCAGCGGCUGGGCAGCAUACCCUUUAUAAUUCUGUGACAUUGUAUGUUUGACAUUGAUCUGAGUUUGAUGGUAGAAGUGAUAUCCCAGGUCGUGAUGGAAACAGAGCCAGUGCCAUUUAAAUAGUACAACACAGUUGUUAGUAUCCAGCUGUAUUUUGUCCUACACUUUAAGGCUUUACAUGCUUCCCUACAUACUGUACAUUGAUACAGAGUUUUGUUCUCCUGCAUGUUCUUACAGUUAUAGUCAGCUGUAUAAUCUCGCAAGUAAGCCAUAGCUUAAGCUGUUUUUUUUCAUGUACUAUUAUGCACUGGCAGUCUUUCAAGAGACAUGUUUUAUGUGCUUGUCAGAGGCACACGUCAUCAUGCAUACCAUAUUUAAGUUAUUAUGCUAUGCAGAGCUAUCAUUCCAUAAAUUCUAAGUUUGAAGGUAUAUUCAUUUCUCCCUCCAUGUAAUCUGUUACUCAUGCAUGACUCAAAAACCCCAGAAGGUACACAACUAUACUGCAUACCUUUUUAUAUCUUUAUAUAUUUAGUGAAAACUUGAAUGAUCCCUUUUUUUUUUUUUUUUUUUAAAUUUACAUCAUGUAGCGUUUUGUUUUUGCCCAUGUUUCCCGUUGCAUACCGAACAGAACAUUUAUAGCCAUCAUGUGAGGAUCUCUAUGUUGGUGUGGCAGUCAGAUGGCCUUAUGGGUUGAUGUAAGGUAAAAACUUACCCAAGUAUGUUCAAUUAUUGUCACACAGUGAUGUUUGAAAGGCGGUAGAAGUCUAGAUGAUGCCCAAUAAUACAGACCUAUGUUUUUACACAAAGGUUCAGUUUAAAAAAUGUAUUCUAUUGGCUUGUUUAAAAAAUGUAAGCUUUAGUACACUUCCCCGCUUGUGGAAAAAAAAAUUAGAACACACUGAAGUUAAGCUGAAUUAUCCUUAUUAUUUGGCACAUAGAUUUUUUGAUUUCUGUGUUACAUUUAUCACAUUUCUUUUACAUGAAUAAUUUAGAGUUUUGUGAAUUGCUGGAGGCUCACGUGGAAGUUGGCACAGUGUGUUUUAACUUGAUCCUAAAUUCCUGUUAAGUGUUUGGACUGCGUAUCUGUAUCUUACCUCCUUUCAUCAGUACCUCAACCAAUCAGUCAAAUAUACAAUAUGGAACUAA
This is a messenger RNA of Etheostoma spectabile (orangethroat darter), 4325 nucleotides long. It is a transcript of the gene bmal2, whose product is annotated as basic helix-loop-helix ARNT like 2. NCBI's taxonomy places the organism in Eukaryota, Metazoa, Chordata, Actinopteri, Perciformes, Percidae. The record is from RefSeq and is a predicted model, not a curated record. The transcript has 17 exons. Gene Ontology annotation, biological process: regulation of DNA-templated transcription. Bases 251 to 2149 code for a protein of 632 amino acids. Gene Ontology annotation, molecular function: protein dimerization activity; DNA-binding transcription factor activity. Gene Ontology annotation, cellular component: cytoplasm; transcription regulator complex; nucleus.